GCGCGCAGAGCGCAGGCGCCGGCGGAGGAGGGAGGCGGGAGGGGGCCGACUGGCGCGGCUCUGGAGAGCGCUCCUCCGCCCCGCGCGCCGUCCCUGCGCCCCGCUCCGCCCGCGCCUCUCUUGCAGCGCCGCGCCUCGGGCGUAAAGAGCGCGCCCCUCGCACCGCAGUCAGCGCCGCCCGCAGCAGCCCAGCCCCAGCUUUCCUACGCCUCCUCCUCCUCCUCCUCCUCCUCCUCCUCCUCCGUCGCCGGACACGCAGCCGCAGGCCGGGGCCGGGACGCAGCUGGGGAGUCAGGGACACGCGCAGCCAGCCCUUCCCCCUCCGGCUCCCGCACCGCCGGCCGCCUCCCCUCGCCCUCCUCCUCUCCCCUCCCUGCUCCUUCGCUUCUUCCUCCUCCUCCUCUCCCGGCCCCGGCUGCCAGCAUCAUGUCCGCAGGGGGAGAUUUUGGGAAUCCACUGAGAAAAUUCAAGUUGGUGUUCCUGGGGGAGCAGAGCGUCGGGAAGACGUCUCUGAUUACAAGGUUCAUGUACGACAGCUUCGACAACACAUACCAGGCAACCAUUGGGAUUGACUUCUUGUCAAAAACCAUGUACUUGGAGGACCGCACGGUGCGACUGCAGCUCUGGGACACAGCCGGCCAGGAGAGGUUCCGCAGCCUGAUCCCCAGCUACAUCCGGGACUCCACAGUGGCUGUGGUGGUGUAUGAUAUCACAAAUCUCAACUCCUUCCAGCAGACCUCUAAGUGGAUUGACGACGUCAGGACAGAGAGGGGCAGUGAUGUUAUUAUCAUGCUGGUGGGCAACAAGACGGACCUGGCUGAUAAGAGGCAGAUAACCAUCGAGGAGGGGGAGCAGCGCGCCAAAGAACUGAGCGUCAUGUUCAUUGAGACCAGUGCAAAGACCGGCUACAACGUGAAGCAGCUUUUUCGACGUGUGGCGUCAGCUCUACCCGGAAUGGAGAAUGUCCAGGAGAAAAGCAAAGAAGGGAUGAUUGAUAUCAAACUGGACAAACCCCAGGAGCCCCCGGCCAGCGAGGGCGGCUGCUCCUGCUAAUGCAGAGCCGAACUGCGGCUUCCCAUGACACUCCUUGCUUGUUGUGUUGCUUCCUAUUGGCUAGCUUCCUAAGGGGGGAGGGAACCGAGUUAUCAAGAUGGGAGGAUUUUUCUUUUCUCUCUGUCUCUAGGAGUAGGGUGGGAUGGGGAGGGAGGCUGGGCAUCAGGGAUCACGUCACUCUUAACAGCUGUUACUUAAACGACUAUUUUUUGGUUUGGUUGUAAUAUAUUGUACUUUAUUAAGAUUGCCAAAAACUGUUAAAAUUUAAAAAAAAUUUAAAUCAUGUGUAUACAAUUUUUUGCCAGAUAAAAAUGUAGUCAUUUUUAUUUGAAAGAUGUGCUUUUUGUUUUUGUAUAUUUGUAAACUUAUAGAGAACCUUUUCCACACACCUCCUCCUUCCUGUUCUCUUUGAACCAUUCAUCACCUCUGCCUUCCUCCCAUCCCCAGCCCAAUAAAUUAAAACAAUUAACUGAGCAACUUAAUUAGGCUCCAGUCCAGGGCCAUCUGGCUCCACUCUCCAGGCCCUACUCGGUUAAAUCAAACAUUGGUUGAACACAUCAGCCUCUGAAGAGGUAGCUCUGACUCUGUCCUUCCAUGCCCAGAGUGGGUCAUCAACCUUGUGUGGAGCUGAGACUGAGGCCUUGUGGGCUCUAGGCCGCCUGGCGGCAGGCCCCAGGGGCACUGCUCUCACUUCCCUUUCCCCUUCCCUGAAAAGCCUCGAAGGGGUUGAGGGUACAGGCAACUUUGUGUUCUCCGUACCCUCAGGGACUGGCAGAGGAAGAGGCCAUCAGGAGGGGGUGCUGUUGGCAAUUGCAGCUGUGCAGUGCGCGGUUAUAGACUGGGGUUCCGUGUGUAGUUCUGAAAACAUUUUAACCAGCCCACCUGGCAGUCUGCACACACAGCGGGGCUAACCCUAAGAAACUCAGUGUGUGAUGUUAGGCAGCGUGGCAUCCUGAAGCCUUCCUCCUGGGUGUCAGGGAAGCUGGAGUCUGUACCACCUGGAGUUGAGCCUCUGUGAUUGGGGGGAAGGGUUGUCUGUAGAACCAUCACCUUGAAAGAUCCAUGUUCUUAGAGCCUAAGCUGCUAAUAUUGUCGAGUACUUUCUGGAAAAGCUGAUCUGUUGCUGCGCUUUCACCCCACUGGCAUGGCACACUUGAAGUCUUUGUGGACAUCCCUUUGUGGCUGUUGGGGCUGUGCUGUGGUCACCUGAGGGUAUGGUUCAGGUGGGGUCUCCAGAAGGCUUCCUGGGGUACUAGGACUUGCCCCCAGAGAGCCAUCUCUUCCAUUUUUUACUCAUUCCUGAGAAUGUUUUAGUCCUGAGGACCUGAAAAGUCUCUGAAGAGAACUCUCUCUCUUCUCUCUAAGUGAUAUAACCCACUUGGCCAGCAUUCCAAAUACUCAGACUCACUGCCCUGAGCCUACACAGAGCCAGGUGCAAUGGACAGUGAGUCUGGCCAAAAUGUCAGCCCCUCCCUCCCUGCUGUCAUUGGCUCUCCCUCCAGGCCGCUGCUGGGCAUGUCAUAGAUGGGAUGAAUGACCAUAUGGGGUAUGGUGGGCUGAACUCCACAAGGUUGUUGGAAUGAAUGUUGAAACUUCUCAGAAAUUAAUCUGAAACGGCAGGCAGUAAGUGCAGCAGAACCUGGCCGUACUGAGACUUGCGCAGUGGGCCUGCCAAACGUCCUCUGCCCAGGAGGCUGUGUGCCAGAGAUCAUCGCUAGAGAGGAAUUUAUCUUCAGGUGAAGAAGAGACGAAGCAGGAUCCCACUGAACCCCUCUUCCAGAAGGCAAGGACCAAUGUUUGAACGUGUUUCAGAUGUCAUGUGUUUAGUUUUUAUAUGUGUGUACAUAACUAUAUAUAGAGAUAGACUUGUGUAUACACCUUCCACAAACACAUCCUCACACGGAGAUACAUGUGCUCAAUGUAUAUUCUUGUUUCUCCUGCUCUCAAGUUGGAACUUGCAUUGUGAUAACAGUUUUGGAAAUUCAAAAGUACUGCAACGUGUUGAAAUAAGAAAUACUUAAUAUUGUCAAAUAACUUGUGAUUGUCUUGCCAUCAAUAAAAUAAUGCAUAGUUGUGUUAAACUACAGGCAAACAUAGCCCACAGGAAUAUCUCCACCAUUUCUCUAUGUACUUUAUAUGCACGGGUGUGCAUGCCUGCGUGGGCCAGUGUCCCCCCACCAUGGGCACACCCCCAAGUGGUGCUUGUUGGAAGAGUGCUUACUUACCUCGAGAGAAUUCACAGGAGUCCACAUGACAGCAUCCUGCCUGGCUGGCAGCGAAGGCCAUCACCUGUGGCCUCUGAGACCACCCUAUUUACAGGGAUCUGCGCUGGGUCUCAGUGAAUGAACGUACGGUAGAUUUUUAUUUUCUUGGCACUAAAGAUUAGCUUUUUUUAAAAAAAAAAAAACAUCCUAUAAAACACAGUAGAAACUCAGUUCCCUUCUCAUGUGCACACACACCCAAGGCACCAUGGACUGUUUUUCCAUCCUGGCCUAGAGGAGCAGUAAAAGAUGGCAUUUGGCUUGUCGUGGCCUUAGUGAGCCCUGUCUUUCCUAGCAUGCACACAACAUUCUCUCUCUGAGUUUGGGUUCUCCCCAGCCCGCUGGCCUCUGAGGCUGAGGGGGCUUCCUCCUCCUGUCCUCCCACAUCCGCAGUUUCGCGGUGCUCCCGUCCGCAGGUGCGGUUUCCAUCCCUCCCCUCCUGGGGUCUGGAAAGGCACCACACCUCUUUUUGGGAAGUGGUUGGUUCCCUGAUUUUUGUCUUGAGCAGGCACCAUCCCUGUCCCCUUGCUUGCAGGUAGGAUUGGCACAGUUAAGGUCCCAUAACAAACUGUCAGGUGCUCUUGAAGAUGCCAUGGCAUUGCCUCAGCACCCCAGCAAGAGCAUUGCAUCUUUGCUGAAUCCAGAUGGGUUAGCAGAGGGCAAAGCAGAGGAUUCCUUUGAGUAAAUGUUCUCAACUGAGUAAUUCAGUCCCUCUCCCCAAAGACUAGACCUGACCGGCAGAUUAGCAGGGUCCUCUUCUUUCGGCCUUUUUUGAGAGGGCGGGGUGGGAGGGGGGUGAAUCUCAAAAGCUAUUAGUGAAGCUCCUGUUCUGCAGGCAUCAGGAAGAUUGAGCAUAAGAUGGAAAAAGCAAACAGCCUAUUUACAGGUGGAAACACAUUGGUUCUGAUCACUCCUAACUUACUGGGUGAUCAUACAUACAUCACUAUGAAGGUGUGACAUCGGAAUCAUGAGCACUGUGGCUGCCGUUGUGGACCAAGGUUAGUGGUCUUUGUAGCUGUUGGCAACAGUUUCCUUUGGUCAGAGGCCUCCCUGCUGUCUAUUGCUGCUCUCUUGUCAUCAUCCUUAAACAUUCAGUCUGGGGGGAGCAAUGUUCCCAGGUCUGGGGGGAGCAAUGCCCAGACUAGUUUCUGUGUCUCUGGCAACAGAAACAAGGAUUGAAAUGGUGGUAGCUAAGGUGCAGAAACAUCUGGGGUGCAAUGUCUCCAUCAUCCUGGUGGCUAGCCAGUGUCGGGAGGCUCUGCCCUGGGUACCAGUUGUAUCAAUAAUAAAGGGAUGGCCCUGCUAGCUUCAGCGUCCUUCAGGUAGAGCAGCCUCAUUCCUUCACAGGUUGAAAGGCAGGUGAGGAUGUCAGGACAUGAGAUGAGACCAGGGAGCCGAGGACGGUGAGGCGUGUGUGAGCCACAUAAGGUGCAGCUGAACAGAAGUAUGUCCGUGUGCAUCAGCCAAGCAGGUUUUGUGCCCACGCCUUUCCAACUACCUCUCCCCAAAGAAUAUGAGGCAUUGUCACCUUGUUACAGCUGUGCGAGGCAGAGCUCUCAUAACUUUCUGUCUACAGGCAGGAAAACCAGGAUGGAGAAGGGCGACUUGAUUAGGAUUCCCCAGCAAGUUAGGAAUGAUCCGAACAAUGUGUUUCCACUCUUCAUCCAUUGCUGCCCUGUGUGUGAACAAAUGUGACUCCAUAUUUAUUACAAAGCAAGACCUGCUGUGCAUGGGUGUGUUCCUCAGACCAUCUCUGCACUUUGGUUAGGACACUAGGUUCUUCCCAGCAUUUGAGUGAGAAUAUCGGUGGUAUUUUGGGCUCCUCUACUGCAGAAGGGCCAGUCCCCAAGUCUACUCUCAUUGUCAUGGGCACCCACACUGAUCAGGACACUCUUUGAAUUUUUGACAUGAACUAUUUAGGUGUUCCAAAGCCUUGGGAUCCCAAUGUGCAAACUCCUUGGACUCCAGACCCCUGUCUGGUUGACAUUCCCAGCAGCACGUGGUUUCAUUAGGAAAUCCUUGUAGCAGGGGUUUAGAUGGUUUCUUCAGGAGGCGGGAAGACUCCGCAGCAUAGAAGGCCAGCCUGCAUCUCGUGGUGUGUGUCCACUUCUCCCCUCACUUUCCCCUCACCCAUCCCUUUAAAGUGAUUGGCUGUGAGGAGCACAGAGGGUGGCAGUUCCAUCUGUUACGGGCUCAGAAAACAUAGCCACCAUGUUGACUUCACAUUAAACUGUGUAAAAUGUGGAAAAGACUCAGCAUGUUGGUCAAACAAUAAACUGUCCUAAUUCUCAAAACAAA
Saimiri boliviensis boliviensis (Bolivian squirrel monkey) is the source of this 5612-nucleotide messenger RNA. RefSeq names its product RAB6B, member RAS oncogene family (gene RAB6B). Gene Ontology annotation, molecular function: GTPase activity; GTP binding. The record is from RefSeq and is a predicted model, not a curated record. NCBI's taxonomy places the organism in Eukaryota, Metazoa, Chordata, Mammalia, Primates, Cebidae.